CUGAUUGCUUCAUGUUACUGUUUUCGUCUGCUGUUCGUGUCGGCAUUAAAGUGGUUGCUGUCCUCGUUUUUAUUCUCACAGCAGCCUUUCUUUUUUGGAAAGAAAACCAAACAAAAGACACAAAGCUGCUCCAUGAGACUGAAACUGGAAACAGAGAGGGAGAACGGCUCAUGGCAGAAGAACAGAAGAAAGAGGAAGAACAGAAAGUCUGUGAAAAGGUGGUUAAAACACUGACGGAACAAAGGAAGGAACUGCAAAACCAAGAAGAUCAACUCAAACAGCAAAUGGAGGACAUGGAGAAAAACAUUAAAGAUAUUGAGAACAAGCUUCAGUCAGUGGAGAAGAUGGCAGAAAGUGAACAAUGCUGUGAACUGAAAGAGAUCAUAUUAAUGGCCAA
Messenger RNA from Morone saxatilis (striped sea-bass), 397 nucleotides. Its product is annotated as ribonuclease Y-like. The record is from RefSeq and is a predicted model, not a curated record. NCBI's taxonomy places the organism in Eukaryota, Metazoa, Chordata, Actinopteri, Moronidae.